AUGGAGGACAGAAAGGAGAGUGAACAUCACCUACUUGAGUCUCAGCCUGGUGCACCCAUUGGGGAUCCCAGUGGAGAGUACUUCUCAGUAUGGGUGGCUGACACAAAGCAUAGGAAUAGGCUAGGAGAGAGUGCAGAUAAGGCUAUAGGAGGAUGGAAAUCUGAGUGCAAAGCAAGUUCAGCAAAGUCCCUAGGAACCUCUCUGCUGUGGAUUAACCAAAAGCAUGAAUCAAGAAAAGUUAGGAGAUUUCAAGCUCAAGUCCAGAUAGGGGGCAAGAGCAUAGCACUCAAAACAGAGAAGGUGGUACUUAGGACAUUUACAGCUGAAGACAAAAGGCUUCAGAGUUAUCAAAAAAAAAAAAAACUAGUUGUGAAUAAUACAGCUAGUAUUGAAGAGAUAAACAUGAUUAAAGACAAUGAUGGAAGGAUUAUUCAUUUAAAUAAUCCCAAAGUCCAUACUUCCCUUUCUACCAACAACUUUGCAAUUACUGUUCACACAGAAGACAUACCAGUUAUAGAAAUGCUUCCUGGAAUAUUAAGUCAGCUUGCUGCUGACAGAAGGAGCCUUAGAAAGCUAGCUGAACAUUUUCCAUGGCAAGUAUGGAAUAGGAAAUCCCCAAAACCAGAAGACAUAGAUGAAGAUGCUAGUGAUAUUCCAGAUCUUGUAGAAAAUGCUUAUGAAACAUUGAAAAAUGAAACUAAAUUCUUCUGA
Messenger RNA from Peromyscus leucopus (white-footed mouse), 711 nucleotides. RefSeq names its product transcription factor BTF3 homolog 4-like. The record is from RefSeq and is a predicted model, not a curated record. Lineage: Eukaryota; Metazoa; Chordata; Mammalia; Rodentia; Cricetidae.